AUGUCUAAAAAGCCCGACGAUAUAGUGGUGUCGGGAAUGUCGGGUCGAUUCCCCCUCUCAGACACUACCGAUGAGUUCGCGAAGAAUCUGUUCUCAGGCGUGGAUAUGGUUACCGAAGAUGACAGUCGAUGGCCAAUAGGUUUGUACGACAUGUCUGGCCGAAUGGGUAAAUUGGAUUGUUAUAAGGACUUUGACUCACCAUUCUUUGGGCUCAACGAUCAGAUUAUAGCUGCGUCUGACCCACAGGCCAGGAUGCUUCUCGAAGUGGCCUACGAGGCUAUGAUGGACGCAGCACUCGCCAGUAUGAAGACCCUCUACUCCAGCCGUAUAUCGUUUGCUAAUGACUUUAAGGGCCCGAGUCUUGUGGUGGACACCGCCUGCUCGGCCAGUCUUAGCGCCCUCACACUGGCCUGCAAUGAUUUGCUGCUAGACAAUACGGACUACGCGAUAGUGUGCGGCACUCAUAUGGAUUUCGAGCCCUUUAUAUUUCAGUUUCAACAAGAGUUGGGUAUUUGUUCGCCGGACGGUAUGUCCCGUGUGUUGGACGCCGCGGCCAAUGGCUUCGUGAAGGCAGAGGCCGUGUGCUGUGUGUUCUUACAGCGCCGUCAGUGCGCCCGCCGUCUGUACGGACACAUAUUGACGGCCAGAAUGAAUGUCGACGGACACAAAAAGAUGGGAAUGUUUUUCCCCUCGUAUGCAUUAUACAUAAGUAAUGACUAG
Medioppia subpectinata is the source of this 720-nucleotide messenger RNA. Lineage: Eukaryota; Metazoa; Arthropoda; Arachnida; Sarcoptiformes; Oppiidae. The record is from the annotation of a GenBank genome assembly.